AGGCCUCUGUGUAGCUUCAAUUAUUUUUAGUAUAAUUUGUACACAAAGCAUUAACAUUCUGUUUUCGGACGAAUGGUCGGGCAUGCGGGGCCUUAAUUCACCUCACCAAUUUGUUUAUGAUGCUGCAGUGUCCUUGACCACUAAGCUGCAAGGACCACCAGGGAUCAGAGUGCGACCAUUCAAUGUCUGUGCAUUAGUGUUCACGUUCAAAUAGAAAUGACUAAAUGCUGUACUGUAGCCGCGCAAGUGGUGAACGUCUCGCUUGAGCAGUCGUGACCUACAUGUACUGUAGCUUUUACGCUGCCCGCGGUGCCAAGGCUGCCUAUUCCUUCAGAAGAGCGUCGCCUCCACCGCUCUCGACGCACAUAACGUGAUGCUGAAACGAGAGGAGGCACGCUGAUUAUACUCUGCUACGGGUCCACAAUGGAGUCCACCGCUGCCUAAUAAACGUAUCGGAGGUGGCGAUAGCACAUCGUGACAUGCUUAAAGGGAAUAGCGACCUCUGACGCGCUCUGAACGCUUGGGAUUCAAACAGGGGUUCCUACUCUAGGUGGUUUUGCACCAAUCAGACGACAUGGCCCUCUCCUUCUGCGGAAGCGACCGGAACGACUCUUACAAUGUGGAUGUGGGAGUCCUCAACAAUGGCUGCUUUGUGGACGCGCUCAAUCUGGUCCCACAUGUCUUCCUACUCUUCAUCACCUUCCCAAUCCUCUUCAUCGGUUGGGGCAGCCAGAGCUCAAAGGUGCAGAUUCACCACAACACUUGGCUCCACUUCCCCGGCCACAACAUGCGCUGGGUCCUCACCUUCACCCUGCUGUUCGUGCACGUGUGUGAGAUCGCCGAGGGCAUCGUCUCCAACCAGAGGAUGACCUCACCCCACCUCCAUCUGUUCAUGCCGGCCUUCAUCGGCUUCAUCGCCGCUACGACCUCAGUGGUGUACUAUCACAACAUCGAGACGGCCAACUUCCCCAAGCUGCUGCUGGCCCUGUUCAUCUACUGGGUGUUGGCCUUCAUCACGAAGACCAUCAAGCUGUGGAAGUUUGUUGAGUCGGAGAAGGGGCCUCAGCACCUGAGGUUCUGCAUCACGGCCCUGCUGGUGGUCCUCUACGGUCUGCUCAUGGCUGUGGAGAUCAACGUCAUCAGAGUCAGGAAGUACGUGUUCUUCGCCAACCCCACGAAGGUGAAGCCCCCGGAGGAUCUGCAGGACCUCGGUGUGCGCUUCCUGCAGCCCUUUGUGAACCUGCUGUCCAAGGCCACCUACUGGUGGAUGAACCCCCUCAUCAUGGGCGCCCACAAGAGGCCCAUCGAGCUGAAGAAGAUCGGCAAGCUGCCCAUCGCCAUGCGGGCGCUCACCAACUACCUCAAGCUUAAAGACGCCUACGAGGAGCGGAGGCAGAACGCAGAGGACUCGGAGAAGGCUCCGUCCAUGUGGAGGUCCAUGUACCGGGCGUUCGGGCGCCCCAUCCUGCUGAGCAGCACCUUCCGCUACCUGGCCGACCUGCUGGGCUUCGCCGGGCCCCUCUGCAUCUCCGGCAUCGUCAGCAACCUGGAGAACAGGAACGAGACCGCAGAUAGCGAGAUAGCAGCACAGCGCCUCAACAACACAAACUCUUCCGGGGUCUACUUCAUGGAGUCCACAGAACUUCUAGAGAACACUCCUGUGUUGGCGGUUUUGCUGUUCCUCGCCCUGGUUCUGCAACGGACGUUCUUGCAGGCAUCCUACUACGUUACCAUAGAAACGGGUAUCAACCUCAGAGGAGCUUUGCUGGCCAUGAUCUACAACAAGAUCCUGCGCCUCUCCACCUCUAACAUGUCCAUGGGGGAGAUGACCCUCGGCCAGAUCAACAACCUGGUUGCCAUAGAAACCAACCAGCUGAUGUGGUUCCUCUUCCUGUGCCCCAACCUGUGGGCCAUGCCUGUGCAGAUCAUCAUGGGGGUGAUCCUGCUCUACUACCUGCUGAGGGAGAGCGCUCUCAUCGGGGCCGCAGUCAUACUCCUGCUGGCGCCCAUCCAGUAUCUCAUCGCCACCAAGCUUGCCGACACCCAGAAGAGCACACUGGAUUACUCCACGGAGCGCCUGAAGAAAACCACAGAGAUCCUGAAGGGCAUUAAGCUGCUGAAGCUCUACGCCUGGGAGAACAUCUUCUGUGACAGCGUGGAGGACACCCGCGGCAAGGAGCUCACCAGCCUGCGCACAUUCGCCUUCUACACCUCCAUGUCCAUCUUCAUGAAUGCUGCCAUCCCCAUCGCUGCAGUAUUAGCGACGUUCGCGACUCACGCCUACCUGAACGAGGAGAGGCUGAGCCCCUCCAAGGCCUUCGCCUCAUUGGCUCUCUUCCACAUUCUGGUCACGCCCCUCUUCCUCCUCUCCACCGUCGUCCGCUUUGCUGUCAAGGCCCUGGUCAGUGUGCAGAAGCUGGGUGAGUUCCUCCAGAGCGAUGAGAUUGGCGAUGACAGCUGGAGAAAUGGAGAUACGUCUGUCUCUCUGGAGACCUGCAGGAAGCACACGGGUGUGACUAAGGCCUUUAACAGGAAGCAGCCAAUACGCUACCAGCUGGACAACUACGGCUAUGAGCAGCCUUCACGCCGGCAGCUGCGGCCCGCUGAGACAGAGGACAUCGCAGUCAAGGUGAGCGGUGGAUUUUUCACGUGGGGAAACAACCUGUCUACCCUGACCGACAUCAACAUCCGCAUCCCUACAAGUCAGCUGACUAUGAUUGUGGGCCAGGUGGGUUGUGGGAAAUCUUCGCUUCUCUUGGCCAUGUUGGGAGAGAUGCAGACCAUUAGGGGCCAAGUCCACUGGAGCAACCUGCCUCAGUGUGAGAUGUUCCACGAGGGGAUCAUAAGCGGGAUUGAGACAGACUUGUCUCUAGAGGACGACAGAAGCAAAAACAGGUACUCUGUGGCCUAUGCAGCACAGAAGUCUUGGCUGCUCAACGCAACGGUUGAGGAGAACAUCACCUUCGGGAGUCCCUUCCUCAAGCAGAGAUAUAAGGCGGUGAUAGACGCCUGCUCACUACAGCCCGACAUCGACCUGCUGCCCUUUGGGGACCAGACAGAGAUUGGAGAGAGGGGUAUUAACCUAAGUGGAGGGCAGAGACAGAGGAUAUGUGUCGCAAGAGCUCUCUAUCAAAACACCAACAUCGUCUUCCUGGACGACCCCUUCUCUGCGCUGGACAUCCACCUGAGUGACCACCUGAUGCAAGAGGGCAUCCUGAAGUUCCUGAAGGAUGACAAGCGCACCGUGGUGCUGGUCACGCACAAGCUCCAGUACCUCAUACACGCUGACUGGAUCAUUGCCAUGAAGGACGGCUCUGUUCUGAGAGAGGGCACUCUGAAGGACAUCCAGAACCAUGACGUCCAGCUGUACGAGCACUGGAAGACCCUCAUGAACCGCCAGGACCAGGAGCUGGAGAAGGACACCGAGCUGGAGAGCCAGACCGCUCUGGAGAGGAAGAACCUGAGAAGAGCCUUCUACUCCCGAGAGGCCAAAAACCACGUCGAUGACGAGGAUGAAGAGGAGGAAGAAGAGGAGGAGGAGGACGAUAACCAGUCCACCACCGCCAACCGCCGGUCCAAGAUCCCGUGGAAGGUGUGUUGGAAGUACCUCUCCUCCGGCGGCUUCCUCAUGGUGUCCCUGAUGGUCUUCUCCAAGCUCCUCAAGCACUCUGUCAUGGUGGCCAUCGACUACUGGUUGGCCCUCUGGACCACUACCCAUGGAACCACCGCCUCCAACAACACCGACGCCACCAGCUACGGAACCACCGCCGCCUCUAACUACAGCGGUUACUCCAACUCGACGGUGGGCGAAGACAGCUACAGCGAGCACCGGUUCUACUACGUGUCUGUGUUCAGCAUCCUGUGUGGGUCGGGCAUCGCCCUCUGCCUCAUCACCUCACUGACGGUGGAGUUCCUGGGCCUCACAGCCGCCACCAACCUGCACCACAACCUGCUCAACAAGAUCAUCCACGCGCCCCUCAGGUUCUUUGACGUCACGCCGCUGGGGCAAAUCCUGAACCGAUUUUCAGCUGACACCAACAUCAUUGAUCAGCACAUCCCCUCCACCCUGGAGUCUCUGACCCGCUCCACGCUGCUCUGCCUCUCUGCCAUCGGGGUCAUAGCCUUCGUCACCCCCGCCUUCCUCAUCGCCAUGCUGCCCAUCACCGUGGGCUUCUACUUCAUCCAGAAGUACUUCCGGGUCGCCUCCAAAGACCUGCAGGACCUGGACGACUCGACUCAGCUGCCUCUGCUCUGCCACUUCUCUGAGACGGCCGAAGGCCUGACGACCAUCCGUGCCUUCAGACACGAAGCACGAUUCAAGCAGAGGAUGCUGGAGCUGACUGACACAAACAACACGGCGUAUCUCUUCCUCUCUGCUGCCAACCGCUGGCUGGAGGUCCGAACUGACUAUCUCGGUGCCUGGAUCGUCCUGGCUGCAGCGGUGGCCUCCAUACUUACCAGCUCCAGGACGGAGUCUGGUCUAGUGGGCCUGGGCUUAACAUACGCUCUGACUGUCACCAACUACCUGAACUGGGUGGUGAGGAAUCUGGCUGAUUUGGAAGUGCAGGUGGCCGCGGUGAAGAAAGUCAACAGCUUCCUGAGCACAGAGUCUGAGAACUACGAAGGAUCUAUGGGGGCCUCUAAGGUGCCUGACGACUGGCCUCAGCAAGGAGAGAUUAAGAUCCAGGACCUGUGCGUCCGCUACGACCCCGCACUCAAGCCGGUCCUCAAACACGUCAACGCCUACAUCAACCCAGGACAGAAGGUGGGAAUCUGUGGACGCACAGGCAGUGGGAAGUCUUCACUCUCUCUGGCUUUCUUCAACCUGGUGGACGUUUUCCAAGGGAAGAUUGUCAUUGACGGCAUUGACAUCUGCAAGCUGCCCCUGCAGACGCUGAGGUCCAGACUCUCCAUCAUCCUCCAGGACCCCGUGCUCUUCAGCGGCUCCAUCCGGUUGAACCUGGAUCCAGAGUGCACCUGCACUGAUGACAGGCUGUGGGAGGCGCUGGAGAUCGCCCAGCUCAAGAACAUGGUCAAAGCACUGCCAGGGGGACUAGAUGCCGUGGUGACGGAGGGAGGGGAGAACUUCAGCGUCGGCCAGCGGCAACUCUUCUGCCUGGCCAGAGCCUUCGUCCGCAAGAGCAGCAUCCUCAUCAUGGACGAGGCAACCGCCUCCAUUGACAUGGCAACGGAAAAUAUCCUUCAGAAGGUGGUGAUGACGGCGUUCGCUGACAGGACCGUGGUCACCAUUGCACACCUGGUGGCCUCCAUCCUGGAGGCUGAGCAGGUGCUGGUGUUCUCCUCUGGGCUCCUGGCGGAGUGUGAGAGCGCCGCCAACCUGCUGAAGCAGAAGGACUCAAUCUUCAGUGAGCUAGUGAGGACUCACAAGUAGGGCUCCUGCAUCGUGUCCACACCAUCCUGACGGCGGACCUGGUGAUCGUGAUGAAGCGAGGGAACAUCUUGGAGUACGAUAAACCAGAGACAUUACUCG
Molecule: messenger RNA, 5491 nt
Organism: Clupea harengus (Atlantic herring)
Lineage: Eukaryota; Metazoa; Chordata; Actinopteri; Clupeiformes; Clupeidae
Gene: abcc9
Product: ATP-binding cassette, sub-family C (CFTR/MRP), member 9
Exons: 41
Coding region: 575-5392 (1605 amino acids)
Biological process (GO): transmembrane transport; potassium ion transport
Cellular component (GO): membrane
Molecular function (GO): ATP hydrolysis activity; sulfonylurea receptor activity; ABC-type transporter activity
Source: RefSeq, a predicted model, not a curated record